AUGUCUGACCACAAGACUACACUUCUCAAAGCAGACACGCGCACGUAUAACUCGCAAUCCGGAUUCCUCUUGAAGAUCAAGGGAAAGAAGGCGACCACGUAUCUCUAUCUUGGCGAUCAGGACAGUGGGACUCCAACCCCCUCUGGGAAAGCCGGUACAUCUGGCUCGCAAUCCGGAUUCCUCUUGAAGAUCAAGGGAAAGAAGGCGACCACGUAUCUCUAUCUUGGCGAUCAGUGGGACUCCAACCCCCUCUGGGAAAGCUGGUACAUCUGGCUGCCAAUGGAUUUCAACGACAAAAAGAAGACGCUCGACAUUGUUUGGCACGACGUCUAUGAUCUCGACGUCAAAUCCGGAGAAUACAAGGCCAUCAAAGGAAAAGAAUACCGCGGAAUCAACGCAAAGACAACCCCCCUCCAAAACAAUGCUAAUUUCCAGAACUUUGCAAGCGACAAUGUCAUCCUUACGGGCAUCUCCGGAAACGACAGCACCGUCAGCUUCGAAGGGAUUGCGGCAACAUGA
Molecule: messenger RNA, 519 nt
Organism: Pseudogymnoascus destructans
Lineage: Eukaryota; Fungi; Ascomycota; Leotiomycetes; Thelebolales; Thelebolaceae
Exons: 5
Coding region: 1-519 (172 amino acids)
Source: RefSeq, a predicted model, not a curated record